CCCUAGAGAGACUCAUUUUAAUAAUAAAACUCUGAGAGAGAGAGAGAGAGAGAGACUCUGAUGCAAUUUACCUUUUCUUUGCCACACACCCCCCCACACCUGCUUUGCACCCAGAGCCUUGACACUCAAGAGGCUCUAUCAUGAGAUCUCUUCCCUUUUAGCAUGCAAGAUAUCCCAGGCUCUAGAAACAUUCAGCACCACUGUGUAAUUCUUCGCUUCACAUAGUAGCAAGUGACGCUGUGGUGGAGUGUCUGUUUAAAGGGAAAAGUCACGUUUCACAUAUUUAUGCCCAGACCCCAGUUCCAGCUGACAGCUUAGCUGGAGCAGGGGUGAGGAAGAGGCUUUGAAAGAACUAAGAACUUAUUUUUCUUUUAAACAAAGGAGGCUUUGGUCAGAUUUUUUUUUUCUUUAAAGCAACUGAAAAAGCUGAUCCAGAAAGCGAAAGCAUCUCAGUGCUAGCUGCAAGUGCACAGUUAACAGAUCAAGAAAGUCAACUAAUGCUACACAGAACCAGCAUUCCAGCAGUGAGGAGUCCCCUGAGGGAGGGAAUUGCAACUGGGAAUUCAACUAGAUGUCAAAGAGGAAGCUGCUUCUUUUGGUGGACGUGGAUCUUAUUUAACACUGGAUUUGUGUGCAUCGCUCUUCAGAUAAUCACCUGGAAAUCUGUUGUGCCUUCCCUUCAAAACAAGCAAGUGCUGCUAUACAAAGCAUUUCUUCUUCUUCUCUGUUUGGCUUACAGUACAGGGUUUUGUUAAAGAGGAGAGUCUUUUUUUCUAUGCACGGGAGGCUGCCACAUUCCACUCCCAGGAAAAUGAAGAAGAUCCUGUCAACUCAUCCUAGAUAACCAGUUCAGUUCACACAGAAGACCCAGUCCAUUGGGCAUAAGCCCUGGUUUUGGCUGAGAGAGCAAGUGCCCGAACAAGAGGGGAAGAAAAUUUAAGCAAGAACAUGUAUAGUGAAUUGUUAAAUUCAACCAGUGCCACUGAAGCUCACCUAAUCAUUCAGACCAACACACCCUACCUGAACAGCACACAGAGAUCAGUAAGCUCCUCUGCGUUUUAUAUGUCAACAGCCAGGGUGUUAAAAGAAGGGGAAAUAAAUAAGCCAGAUCUGGUGACUUACAUUGUUCUGUUUUUCUUCCUGCUCUUGACUGUGAUAAUAAUUGUGCUCUUUAUUAACUGUCAGUUGAAAAAUUCUUUUUUUGCUACUCUACCUUAUGACAGAUCACUCAGAGAAGCAAGGAGUACAUGGAGGACACAAGCUGUCUAAAACCAAAAAGGGAAGCCUUGCUUAAUACAGUUUUGCUUUGAUAUAUAGCACGAGCAUGAGCCAGAAAACCUGUGCAAUCAAAUGUUAUUUCCUUUCGCUGUUAGGUGGAUCCAAUCCCCUUUUAAAUAAUAUUCGGAGUCUCAGUAUUAAGAGAAAAAAUUCCCUGCCGGGAAAAAAAUUGCCAUAUGUAUAUUAGAGUAGAUGUAAAUAAAAAGCCCUUUUAUGAAUUAAAAAGACAAAGCAUUAUUAUGUUUAAUUUAUGUACAGAGAUACAUACAAAAGAAAUGCAUUGCCUAUAGUAGAAACCUCUGUUUAACUCUAUAUGUAUGCAAAUUUCAUCACUGACCCAUUCAAUCAAGGUACAAUGGCAUUUGCCUUGACAAUAAUCUCUAAUUUGUACAUCUGGUGGAGCUGUAGCCUGUGUUUGGGAAAUCAUGGCAGCAAAUGUAGAAAUGUUAAUAUAUUUACUUGACAGCCACAAGGAGGAAAUCAAUUUACUUUACAGACCCAUUUUGCUUUAUUGUUACUAGAACCAUGUGGCAACGUAAUGGGAGAUAUUGCUGAUAAAGACUGUAAGCCAAACAUGCGUCUAGUUUUAUUUAGCAUCUCUUCUGCGGUUCUCUUAACCAGCAUUCUUGGUAUUCUAGUGCAGUGAUUCUCAGACCUCAGUGGUUCAGGAGCCAAACCUUCGUGAUCAACAUUACCCAGAAGUUCCACCGUAGUGUUAAUUCCUCCUUUCAUUUACUAUAGUACUAUUCAUAUUUAAACAGCAUGGCAGGGAAAUACUUAUUUGCUGUGAGAAUAAUAUAUAUAAACUAAGUUAUUAACUUAGUGGAAGUUCAUAACUUAAUUGUUCAUAACAUAGUAAAACAUCCUGAUUGGUAAAUAACUUAGUUUGGUUAAUAAUUAAAUCACAGUGUUUCAAUAUCAUGUGCUGCUAAGAGCCGCAGGAGACACCUUAAAGAGCCACUUGCGGCUCACGAGCCACAGUCUGAGUUUCACUGCUCUAGUGUAUCUUGGUCAGAUUUUCAGGCCCCAGUUCUGCUAAAUGGACCACUUAAGACUUAGGUAACUUGGAUUAAACUUUAUUGACAACAAAAAAAGCUGCAUUAACCACUGUAUCAAACCAAAAGGAUCAUUAGGGGUGGAAAAAAGCCACUGUGGCAUGGAAACUAAUUAUGAGAGGCUAAUAUCAGUCCCAUUUUGGUGCAAAAAAAUGAGUAACAAAUUGAAAUGCAGGAAUCACAAUUUUAAUAGAAUGGUUACUUUAAUGCUAACAAUUAUUUUCAUCCCAUGCUUUUGGUAUACUGCUGGGAAAAUUAGAAGCAUGGGUGGGGGAUGGUGCCAUUUACUCAGCAGUGGUCACUGGUGACAAAUUUAAAUUGCAAUUAAUUAGCAAUGAGGUGCUGUUGUAAGAGCUACAUGAAAAUGUCUGUUUAAACUUACUAAUUGACUUGAUACUUUACGUGUACAAAAAUGUGAUUUACUAGAGCACUGCAUACUUCUAUUCUGUAAUCCCAGUUUUGCAGAGGAAAAACUGCACAGUGACUGGUAUGCACUGUCAUUCCAACUAAUCGUCAACGAGCGUCACGUACGCAGUGGCUCACCAAGGUCGAGGCUGUAGGUAUAGAGGUGUAUGUAUCUAGACGCAUAAGGCCAGAUUCGACUCUCGGUGACAUUGGCACAAUCCAAGUGAAACAAAUGGGAUUCAGUUGGUGUCACUAAGAGCAAAAGUUGUACCCAUGUUUCAAUUCAUUAACAUACAGGGUAUAGUGGGAACGUUGUGUGUAUGUAACGUCUUCUAAAGCGAACUGAAAAAAGCUUACAAACAGAUCACAUACACACACACGCAGUGAGCUGAUAAAUACAAAGACACAACCAAAUGCGUGUGUGUGUGUAACCUGUUUGCAAGCUCUCUUACCUUACAAGAAAUGUUACCAUUGACAAAUCAGCUAUCCUUUUAUGCUCUCAUAGUAGUGAACACUUUAUGCUUUUAUCAGAGAGAAGAACAAAGCUACCAUAUAACUAGGUCUGACUUUUUUCACAGGGAGCAAUUCUGGUCUCACGUAAACCAGUUUAACCCUGAUGUAACUCCUAGGACUCACUUGAGUGUAAAUGCAGCGUUUAUAUGGGAGCUGCAUUUAGCGCAACACAUCUUAAAUGUAAAGAUUAAGUAAUCAGACUAGGCAAUAAAUGGCUUUUAAACAAUGAUAGUUUGUUUUAACUGAUCAGAAGUAACAAGUUUGGUCUAAGAAUUUCCAUUGGCACAACAAUUAAGACCUUUUAAAGUUUGUUUUCCAUUGUACUGUAAUUCAUUUGUAUUAAAAUAUUCCAUCACACAAGAAAAAAUACAGCAGAAUCCUAUUUGUAAAGGGUUAAUGGCAAGAGGAGGGUCAUCAAAAGAAUAUGGCUCACUUACAAUGAGAUUUACAAUGGUACUUGGUAGCAACAACAGUGGACUGAAUGUCAGCAUUUUUCUUAUCAGCCCCCAAAGAUGCUACACAUCUCCGGUGUCUUAGCGCAAUUUUAACAAAUGUUGGGGAGCGAUCAGAUAUAGUCUCUUUUACUAAGCCCAAAAUGUUGGCAGCAAGGCCACCUACAGGGGACAACAAAGGAUUAUUUUAGAAGCAUUCUUGACCAUAAAUUCAGUUUUCUUAUGUCAGCACACGGCUCCUGUUAAGCAUGACAGUAAAUAUUCCUUGGGCAAGUUUUUCACACUUACUUCGCUCAAAAAAGCAUAUGGAUAGUAUUUGUGUACGUACUAUGGCCUCCUAUAUGAUUGCUUCACUGUGGCAAUACAAUUUCAACUUCUCUGCAAAGGAGAUUAUACUUUAUAUCAAAGAUGGGUGUAGGACUGUAAAAAGGCCAUGACUUUCUGUCCUUAAUAACCAUCUGAAGUCUGACACACAUUCUGUAACAAUUAAUAUGGCCCUGAUUCAGAGGGGCACUUAAGCAUAUGUUUAACUUUAAGUACGUGAAUAUUAACUCCAAUAGAGGUACCCGUGCUGAAAUUAAGUACAUGCCUAUAUGCCCUGUGACUCAGAGCCUAUGUGCUGAAAAGGGUUGGAGUACUUCUUCUUAUAAAGCUAGGGACAUGAUCCAGUAUUCCUACCUUGCCCCGGCAAAAUGACUGUCACCUUUGAUCUUUGAGGCCACUCUUGCUACAAUUAGCCUUGCCUUUGUCACUGCAAGAUUAGAUUGCUGUAAUGCGCUCUUGAGGGGGCUACACAAUGGGAACAUUGGAAAGCUGCAGCUGGUGCAGAAUGCUGCAGUCUGCUUUUUAAGUGGAGUUACCUAUUGGAAGCACAUUGGACCAGCACUCCUUGCUCUCUGCACUUGCUUCCAAAAAGCUUCUGGGUUAAUUUCCAGCUGUUGGUUUUAACCUCUACAGCUUGGGACCUGCUUACCUGACCAACUGCCUCUCGCCCUGUGACACAGUGCCAUAGCUCAGAUCAGCGAGAGUGCUUGGGCUGGAUAGUCAAGAUGGAGCUGCCGCCAGUGUGAUCUUUGCAUGAGGCCUUUAGUUCUGGAGCUUGGUCUAUCAGAGCCCAAGUUCGUUAGCAUUCGAAGCACACUACAGUGCCCAUCUUUGUUGAGGAGUGGCUGAGCUGUGGAGUCACUUCUUUUGCACGGGUGUAUGAUUUUGAUUCAUGGGAUCUGUGCCUACAGCACAGGAUGGGCACCUAUAGCUCCUGUUAGGAAUUUAAAUAGAUACCUGUUUGCCCUUCUAAUUAGCCCUGAAUUAGCAACCAGCCUAGGAGUAGCUCGGUGUUUGCGAUCAGAGACCCUCCCCGAUCCUUAUUUAUUUAUUUUUAAGAAAAUAUGCAGAGUACUUGCCUCAUGGUGGGAUAAUUGUGUGAUAGAGCCAUUGUGAUUUACACCUGGAAGAGAAGAUUCUUUCAUAGGCCUCAUAAGCCUGCCAUUAAAACAAAAUACGAGGGCUAGGGAUAAAAGACAACAGCUCAGUAUUUCAGCUACAUGUGAGAAGGCUCUGGGCUGUUAAAUGCAGUGUCUGUGUCUAUUAAUCUAAACUGAGUUGUGAUAUCAUACACUUGGAACGGAUGUCAAACCUCCAGAGCCACAGCAUUUUGUAGUUGUACCACUUCUUCUGGGAUUUCAUCUUUUUGUGUCUUCUAAGGAAAGGAAAUGCCCGGUCCCGAGCCACCACUUCAAAAUGGGAACCGUAGAGAGCUAGGCUCCUCCACAGUUUAAUUUGCAUGAUGAAAAAAGGGAUUUUUGUAAAUAAUGCAGAGACUAUUGAAAAUAGCCAAGUUUAGUCACUUGUGAAUUGUGCUGCUUAGGGGUUGUUUCUGGGCUUCCAUAUUUAUAAAAGCAGAUUUUAAUGAAGAGCAGCUGGAGAGGCUGAAUAAGAUGAAAGAGCCCUGAUUUCCUGCAGCAACAUAUUGUACAGUGGGACUCGAUAUUUAUAUAGGAGUGGGUGGAUUGAUCUAAACACAAUUGAAGUGUUGGGGGGAGAUGCUGUUUUGAUGAAAGUCUUCUUUUUCAGAAACCUUUAGAAAAUCUAUCAUUUUAAAGGUUUGGUAUUUAGAAGCACAUUCAACCUGGAAACAUUGCCAAAUAAAUCAGUCUGAAAAGGUGCAAGGGAGACGUGAUUGGAUUGUGUAUCCUUUGGGGGCUUCAUCCCCCUCCUUCCUGAAGUUAAUUACUGCAAAUUACAAAGUAAUUUACAAGCUGCAGGUUUAUGCAAAGAAACUUAUGGGAAGUUGGUUUAACAUGCAAAAGUACACACACAGAGCACACUCUACAAAACAUCUUAGGGAGAAAGUUAUCACCUUUAUCCUUUCCUUGCAACUGGUUCGUUUUCCAUUCCUAUUUUCAUUGCAACAUCAGGAAUUUCUCUAUCUGUUUCCUGGCAUGGGAACAGGAAGUGGUGUUAGCAACCAUUAGCAAACAUUCUCUGAAAACAUGAUCUGUUCAUUCCUAGGGUUACAUUUCUCUUAGUGUUUGAUGGAACUGCAGCUGUUAUUGGAAGCUUAAUGAGAUGUUUUUUCCCCAUUGACUUGAUAAUAAGAUAAUUUUAGAGCUGCAAUGAACUGUUCGCCAAAGAUUUGAAAUCUACCAAAAAAGCCGCAAGACUUAAUCCUCUAUUUGGCUUUUGGAGGCUACAGUAUUUGUUUCAUUUUACCUUGCAGUAACUUUAAAAUCUCCACUCCAAAGCAAUAUCCAACUAAUCUUCUCUCUCCAGUGCUUUCUUGAGAGGUUCAUGAUUUUCCUGAGAAUAUGUUUUGGGUUUGGAGAGACUUUAGGAAGAAAGACUUCAUGGGAAUGAUUGGAUUAUAUAGAGAAUUUCUAUGUAGUGUCCAAAAUAACUGUGCUGUUUACAACAAGAGGCUUGCACCUUCAAAAGGUGAAUGGAAAACAGUUGUUUUUAACCCUUAGGACAAAAUAUCUGUUGACAUAAAAUGAUACAUACAUACUUUUUAAAGAAAAACAACAGUCAGCAUUCCUUUCCCUUACCUCCUGAAAAGUGAGUGUAUGAUGUUCGUUUUCCAUGCCACACGAGUAACAGCCUUAAUAAUGCUGAAAGCAUGACAAAGAAUAGAAUUGCCUACUCCAAUUUAAAUAUUAGUGAUGCCAAUGAGUGUUAGAGGGGAAAACCCUAAAAUCAAGACCUGCCAGGUAAAAAACUUUGCACAUUCCCAAUAUACCCAACAUUGUAGCUGCUCCAGAUAUCAUGAAGGCAGUUUCACAGAGGGAACAGAAAUACAGGAUGACUAUGAUAACCCUCAGUUGCUCUGAAUUAAAUAUUGUUUGGGAGUAGGGUGGCCAGACAGAAA
Molecule: messenger RNA, 7067 nt
Organism: Caretta caretta (loggerhead turtle)
Lineage: Eukaryota; Metazoa; Chordata; Testudines; Cheloniidae
Gene: SMIM32
Product: small integral membrane protein 32
Source: RefSeq, a predicted model, not a curated record